This is a messenger RNA of Rubroshorea leprosula, 1475 nucleotides long. NCBI's taxonomy places the organism in Eukaryota, Viridiplantae, Streptophyta, Magnoliopsida, Malvales, Dipterocarpaceae. The record is from the annotation of a GenBank genome assembly.
AGUUUGUGUUUGUUAAAGCUAAAUUGUUACGAAUUCUCUGUAUUUAUUUCUUUUGAUCCAACUUCUGUUACUCUCUACAGUCAACAAAGAAUGUUUGCAGUUCAAGUUUUUGAGUUGCAUAGACUAAUUAAGGUCCAAAGGCUGAUUGCUGGAUCACCACAUGUUUUGCUUGAGGAUGGUGCAUAUCUGGGUAAACCUUCUUUCAAGGGCUCUACUGCGAAGAAACUUACUUCAGAGUAUGCUGUAAAACCAGUCCUGCAAAUUAAGUGCAAGGAUGAUUCUGAGAAGCCAAGCCAUAAACUUGAAUGUUCAGCAGAAAAUGCAGUUGGCAGGACGUGUCUCUCUUCGGUGAAAAAUGGUAGCCAGCCUUCAAAUUAUGGGCCAUACAUUGAAAAUCCUUCCCCAGCUCCCAUUCCCAUUGAUAACAAAACAAAUCCUUCUUGUUUCCAUCAAUUGCCUGGGCAUCAGUGGUUGGUCCCUGUCAUGUCCCCUUCUGAAGGACUUGUAUACAAACCCUAUACUGGACCUGGGUUUACAGGAACAGUUAGUGGAGGAUGUGGACCUUUUGGACUGUCUCCCAAGACAGGCAACUUCAUGAUUCCAGCCCCCCAUAAUCAUCAGUAUCAUCAAGGAUUGGGGUUUCUACCAGGUGCUCCUCCUGUAGGUCAAGUUUACUUCCCUCCAUACGGAAUGCCAGUUAUGAACCCAUUAAUUUCAGCUUCAACCAUGGAACAGAUGAACCAAUUUGCCCAGCCUGGUUCACAUGGGCAUGCCAAUUGGCUAUCUGGAGGGGCAGCUAAUUUCAACACCCAACAGCAAGGCUCAUGUAACUUGCCUGCUGAGAAUAAUGGUGCUAUUUCACGUAUGAGGAAGUCAAAGGACACUGAGCUACAGGGGAGCACUGCCAGUACUCCCAGUGAGAGAAUACAAGGGGAUCCUGGGAUCGGUAAUGCUACUGAAGGAAGAAAUGCACUCCCUCUUUUCCCUAUGGUCCCAGCUGCCCCGGAGGGAGCCUCCCAGCCUCAUGAUGCUGACCAGCAAACAAGAGUGAUCAGAGUUGUACCACAUAAUCCUAGAUCCGCUACUGAAUCAGCAGCUAGAAUUUUCCAAUCUAUAGAGGAAGAGAGAAAACAGCAUGACUCUGUUUAGCUUCAAACAAACUACAUCUUGGUAAAUGGUCUGUAACUCAUUUAGCUGGAUGCUUCUCUUGGUGAUCUUCUGUGUGCGUUUUUAGCAAUGUUCUGUAACAUUUUUUUUUGUACUACUCUGAUUAUAGUCUAUUCAUAUGUAGAUAGAUAUGUCUCUGAGAGAUUACAAGUGAAUGUAAUAUGAAAUUAGUGUCCUCUUCAACACUUGUUCACAUUGGAUUUAUUUUAGGCCAUAAAGAAACCUUCCUGAAAGAGAGGAUCGGUUUGUGGUUGUACCCUAAACUGUAUCAAUUUGACCACUAGUUUCCCUGUGACAUUAAUUUUUUG